AUGGCAGCGUCUGGGGCUGCUAAUGGAAUGAACAGUAAGCUCGUCUAUUGCGACCAAACCGAGUUGCGUAAUGUUUCAUCAAAUUCUGGUGUGCGCACGGUGGACGUUCAGGCCGUGGAGGGGAUGGUAGCACAAUUCCCAUGCGACCUCGGCACUGCGGCUAAUGACAAAGUAUACAUGGUGUUCUGGUUCAGGGAUGACGCUGGCAUUCCAUUAUACAGGUGA
Danaus chrysippus (African queen) is the source of this 225-nucleotide messenger RNA. The record is from the annotation of a GenBank genome assembly. NCBI's taxonomy places the organism in Eukaryota, Metazoa, Arthropoda, Insecta, Lepidoptera, Nymphalidae.